UGGACAACCAGCUGAUUCGGAUCUUAGCUGGCUGAAUCCAGAAGUUGAAGCCCGGCUAGGCUUUAAGUACUACGCAACAAAACAGAGUUCCAGUGUGUGAAAAAAGGCGAAAAGAGUGUACCCCAUCUAUACGGGAGGAAGACUUCUUUCGAGUGAGCAGCAAUUAAAAGGUUAUCCGUAAACAGGCAUUCGGUACCCACCUGUUCUGUAAAAGAUGACGGUGAACAACGUUCUCUGGUUUCGACACGGGCUCCGAUUACACGAUAAUCCCAGCCUGCUGGAAGCCUUGCGUAACGAUGGCGGUAGAUCGGAAUCCGUCCGGUUGUAUCCAAUAUUCAUUUUCGACGGCGAAAGUGCUGGAACGAAAUUGGUCGGCUUCAACCGGAUGAAGUUUUUACUGGAGUCGUUGGCGGACCUUGACCGGCAGUUACGGGAAAUUGGCGGGCAGCUGUACGUUUUCAGGGGUAAUGCGGUCAACGUGAUGCGUCGGUUGUUCGAGGAAUUGAACAUCCGGAAGCUGUGCUUCGAGCAGGACUGCGAGCCCAUCUGGAAGCCACGUGACGAUGCCAUCGUUAACCUGUGCAACUCGAUGGACGUCAAGUGUGUCGAGAAGGUAUCGCAUACUCUGUGGGAUCCGGAGCAGGUCAUCCGUACGAACGGGGGCAUUCCACCGUUGACGUAUCAGAUGUUUUUGCACACCGUCAACAUCAUCGGCAAACCGCCCCGUUCGGUAGCUGCGCCCAGCUUCGAGUUCGUCGAAUUCGGCACCAUUCCAUCGAUUCUUGCCCAGGAGGUCAAACUGCAGCCAAUUCAAAAUCUCUCGCCGGAGGACUUUGGCAUUUACUACGAGGGCAACCCGGACAUCUCCCACCAGCAGUGGAUUGGUGGCGAAACCAAGGCCCUCGAGUGCCUUGGCCGUAGACUGAAACAGGAGGAGGAAGCAUUCCUGAACGGAUACUUCCUGCCCACCCAGGCCAAGCCGGAGUUCCUUGGACCGGCCACGUCCAUGAGUGCCGCGCUGCGGUUCGGGUGCCUAUCGGUGCGUAUGUUCUACUGGUGUGUCCACGACCUGUAUGAGAAGGUGCAGGCCAACAACCAGUACCGACACCCGGGAGGGCAGCAUAUAACGGGUCAGCUGAUUUGGCGGGAGUAUUUCUACACCAUGUCGGUGCACAACCCCAACUACGCCGAAAUGGAGGCCAAUCCGAUUUGUUUGAACAUUCCCUGGAACGAAGCGAAGGGCGACUCGCUGGAACGCUGGAAGGAAGGCCGAACUGGCUUUCCGAUGAUCGAUGCCGCGAUGCGGCAGCUGCUGGCCGAAGGGUGGCUGCAUCACAUUCUCAGGAACAUUACUGCCACAUUCCUAACACGUGGUGCCCUGUGGAUUAGCUGGGAAGCGGGAGUGCAACAUUUCCUCAAAUACCUCCUGGAUGCCGAUUGGUCCGUUUGCGCCGGCAACUGGAUGUGGGUUUCGUCGUCCGCAUUUGAAAAGCUACUGGAUUCUUCGUCGUGCACUUCGCCGAUUGCCCUAGCUAGGCGCCUGGAUCCCAAAGGGGAGUACGUGCGACGGUAUUUGCCGGAGCUGAAGAACCUCCCGACGCUCUAUGUCCACGAACCAUGGAAAGCACCGUUGGACGUGCAAAAGGAGUGCGGCUGCAUCGUGGGCCGAGACUAUCCGGCACCGAUGAUCGAUCUAGCGAGGGCCAGCAACGAAAACGCCAACAAGAUGAACAGCAUCCGACAGACGCUGAUGAAAAGCGGUGGAGAUACUCCACCGCACUGCCGCCCAUCGGAUGUCGAGGAGAUCCGGAACUUCUUCUGGCUUCCGGAGGAUGUGGUUGCCGACUGUUGAAUGAGUGUCUAUGUCUACCUAUAAUAUUUGUACCUACUAGAAAACUUAUAUAAUUCAGAUCUGAAAAAGUGGAUUGUCGUGUAACCGGUUAUCGUUGUAACAGUGUGCCAAUAAUGAUGAUAAAGUCAAUAUGGAACAAUGAAUGUGAUGUCAUGGUCAACGAAUAGAGCUUAUUGUUGGAAACAAAACAUAAGAGAUGUUUAUAUUUUGUGGUGAAAAGUUUGUACCGAAUUUUAAAAACAGAUAAAUUUUCUAAAUGCCUACAUUGUUAACCAAAUAUGUACGUAAAUAAACCAAUAGAUGAUGUAACGUAACUGGUAUCUAUUUUUUAUGAGAAAGACUACAAUUUUAACGGAAUGAAAAAACAAAAGCCACAACAUGGCGACCGUGUGACAGCAGUACAAGGUAGUACACUAUAACAGAUGGAGAACACAGUCAGAAAAGAAAGAACCACUUUGUUUUCGAUUUUGAUCCUAUAUUGUCUCAAUUUGGAUUUGAUCAAAACAUAUAAGCUAACGGUUGUAACAAUUUGGUUGGUUUGUUUGUUUUACUUGUGUACACUAUAGAUCUCGUCUGGUACAAUGCGACGAUGACACGAUACUGAUAAUGACGGACGAGUACAGGUGAAAACAAUCUUUAUGUUUGUUCGAAUCACUUGAAGAAACACACAGCUAUACGUUUGUUUGUUUUUCUUUUGGUAAUGAUGAUGAUACACGCAGCAGUAUGACCAAGAACAAAUAGAUGUCGGAUUGAAAUGCGUUCGAUAUACCUACAGCUGGCCAGGGCAGUUUCGGUCGUGAAAGUAUUGCCCCGCACUGUCCCACCCUGGAUUGUUGUACACUGAGAAUUUUUGGUUGCUUUUUGUCGUUGAAUAGCUGAUUUGAUCUGUUAGGUUUUUUUUUUGGACUAGUUGGUGUGUAAAUAGUAUUUACAUAGAUAUAUUUGUAAAUCUUUGCUUUAUUUUCGCUGAACGUUGCGUGGUAUACUGUUUACUGUAAUUUGAUCGGUUUUGUUAUUUGAUUUACCCAAAAACUAAAAUUUGAAGAACAUAUUUUAAUAACACACUAAUAGUUCACAGAACACCAGGUAAGAAUCAAAUUAUAACAUGUUUGUAAUUUUAUCAAUUCUCAAUAAACCUGUACAACUUCAGUAAUUACAGUAGUGUACAGCAUUUUUGAACUCGGUAAGCUGAUGACCAUUUUUGGUGUAGAAUCAUGCCCUGAGUUCGAAAACGCAAAAGAAAAAAAAUACAGUAGAGCGAAAUUUCUUUCGACUUUCUAUUUUUAAGCAACGUCGCUCACUUCAAACAUCUCAUUCUCCGUAAUCAAUGCUCCGAUUAAGCUGAAAUUUUUACUGUAACUCGCCUACACAUGAUAUGUCAAAUAAAAGUCGAGAAAGAAUGUUUAAAUACGGGUUUUCUUAUUUUAAAAAAUACAUUUCUUGAAAAUUUUUUGGGAAUUUUGCUAAAAUUUAGGGAGAUUGUCCCUAAAACUCGCCAAUAUCCUGAAAUUCAUCAAUCUGACGCAAAACCUGUAUUCAGAUGAUCGAAUGGUAUUGUAUUUAGCUUUUAAUUUAUGGAAAAAGAUUUAAAAUUGGUUGAACAAAACGCAAUAUAUUUGAAUUUUAGUAAAUUACAUAUUUUGAAAAGUUGUAAAACUCGAUAUUGAGCUAAAACUCAAAAAAAUGUUAUACUUAAAAUUUUUUGAAGGUCGGUUUCGAAGUCAGCGCUAAAUUGUGCUUCAAAAAUUGUGGUCGUUAACAGAAAUUCACGACUUUUGUUUUAUUUUGUAAAUUAGUGUUACUAGACUGGGUUACAAGAAAAGACAUUUCACUCUUGUACAUUAUUUGGGUUCCAUUUUGGACCCAUACCAUGCAAAAUUUCAGCUCGAUCGGAGAAACUACUAUAUUUUAGCGCCAGCCGCGUUUUCACGACCGGAACUCUUCCGAAGUUGGAUUGCAAGUGCAGUGCAGUAAAUGCAGUCCCAGUGACAAGCGACUGAUUAAAAAAAAAACUGAGCUGGAUAGUUGCAUGGUAUUUGUGUCGCACCUGUCUAUUAGGUUAAAGAUUAUUUUUGAAUUGCCUUUUUUUUAUUCAGCGUUGACUGCUCCAAUUCAACUCGUAUACAGCAGAAAGCAAAUAACCGAAGCUUAUUGUGCUGAAAAUGUUAGUUGGCCGGCUCUCUAAACUAGAGUACUGCUACUUUUACCUCAAUUCCCUUAACCCGUAAACACCCGGGACGUUUACGGGGAAUAGUUGUGCUAAGAAAUGCAUGGUACCUCCCCCCUUUGCACCCUCCCCCUUUUGCUGGUAGCCGAAAAUACGUGGCUUUUUUGUAUUUUUUAUAAAUUCUACAUGUUUUUACUCAAAUUUCAUCUUUUUGCUAAUCAUCAUCAAUAGUUUUUACUGAUCCUUGACAUGCAAUGUAUUACUACCCAUCGUAGUCUGUUGAAGUUUUGAUCCCAGAGCUAUUCUAAGGUCUCCAAAGCACGGUUGCAAAAAAUCCGAAGCAUCCAACGAACGUGAGUUUUUGUUUUUGUCUUUUCACCACACCGCUUCUGACGUUGAAGCCCCUGUCCUUCGCUGACGCAAGUGAAAAGAGAAUAAAAAUUCUCUCGUCACUCACUCCGGGGAGAGGGCAAGGUUCAAAAGCAACAUUUUUCCUGUGACCGGCACUCAAACGACAAAAAUUCACCACGCUUGCUUAUGGGCCAGUCACAUUCAUACGGCCGGUGUUGACAUGAAGCAUCCAUCAGAGCAGAGCGUGUGUUGAUAUUGGUGCAGUCAUUACCACAACAAAGUAGAUGAGUUUUUCUGUGUUCACUUUCAAGUCUCUCACAGCGGAGCUGAAAAUGAAUGCCAACAGCAUUCACUUCAGCGAAAUUUCAUUCAAUUGAGUGAGAUUUUUUCAACCCUGCUCCAAAGUACUCCGAAGUUUGUGUCACAAAUCUAACAUCCUAUAUCAAUUUUUAUACACGAUGAAUCAACACAGAACAUGGUCUACGGUACUCAGAAAGCCUCAAAGCACUUCUAGAAUAUUCAUGGUACAUGAAUUGGGUGAUCUAGGUCAUCCAAACUACUCUGGAAUUCAGUUUCUUAAGAUCUUUAACAUCUACCGUCAUUUGUGUUCCCUCUGUUUUUUUUUGUUUUAUGUUUUUUUUAUUGUGGAGCAGGGAAAAGCCCCUGGGAGUGAAAUUCUUUCUAUCGGAAUCUCUUCUCCCAAAGGCAUAAAACCUCCUCUUCUGAGAGUGAGAAAGUUUCUCUUUGAAGGAAGUGUUUUUAAGGGUUCCUCCAGAUGAUGGACUCUAGAUGAUCAGUAGUUGUCUGCCGUAGUCCAGAAGAGCGUCUCACAUGUGGGGAAGCAGCGUGAAUACAGCGCGAAACAGAUGGUACGCAUUCAUUUCUGGAAACAGUCAUCGACUUUAUUAGGGGCGCAGUAUCAAAAACUUAGACCUGACAUAUACUAAUUCGUUACCUGACAAAACAGCAGCCUGCUCCAAUCGACGUGCCAUACGAGCUAUAUUUUUUUCCGGCUGAUAAGCCAGAAAGUCGUUGAAACGGAAGCUCAGUCUUGUGGCUUUCCUUAUCCUGUGGAAUAGUAGCUUCCUUUCGGCCGAUGAACCGGACGACUAACUGAAGAACGUUUAUUUUGUUUAUUUGUUUUUACUAUCAACAGGCUAACUUAUGCCCUAAUAAUAUUGGAUCUACAUAAAAUCAUUUUAAAAUUAUUCCUAAGUACUUUACCCUUGACAGGUGAAAGUCGAAACCGCCAGCAACCCUAUUAAAAAGUCUAAGAAGGCCGCCAAGGGACCCGUAAGCGGCAUAGUUCGUGCGACGGACAGGAAUUUCCAAAAACCGGUGCACAGUAAAACCGCUCAGCACUAAAUUGUGUAAGCCCUACUCAUAAGUGCAUAAUUUCCAGACCACACAAAAAUGUGUUACAGUCAGUGUUGGUAAACUCAUACUCAAAGCACACUCAUGAACCGCUCCUGCGUGAGCAAACUCGCACGCGAUUCUGAAUCGUUUUCUCACGCGCGAGAAUUUCAUGCAAAAUCUCGCACUCACGAGUCAAGCGCCGAAAUCUCGUUCGCUUGUAAAGCGAAUCUAAAUCAAUUUGAACGGCAUUCAAUGUUAUUGUACGCUAGAUUUGCUUUUGUUCUAUCAUACAAUCCUUAAAACUUCGAUGUAAACAUUAAGAACACCAAGAAAUAAAGGAAUGAGUGAAAUCAUGAGCCAACUCAUGCAUGAAUUUUUCGGCGGUGAGUUUGGCGAGUCAAGAAUCGCGCGUGAAACAACUCAACCAUGAGGUUUGAGAAUUUGAGUUUAUACCAACACUGGUUACAGUUACACAUUCUCAAAAACAGCUCGUACACUCGUCUAGAUGCGAAAUGUCGAUAUUUUUUUGUUUUCCAAGGUCACUAGUAAACCUAGUUAGAUUGCUGUACAAAAACUUUUACGAAUUUAACGAUUUUGCGGACACAGGAGCCGAUUUUGUGACUGUGCAAGGGUUACACCACAGACAAACAGACGUAACACUCUGAUAAUUCCCAUCGUACUUCGAUUUAACGAUCUUUUUCAAAAUUUGAUAGUUGGCCAACUACCCACCUGUGGCGCUCAUAUCGUUUUUGUUCAGGUUUGACGUUUGCUCACUACCGCCACCUAGUUGAUGGUCGGCCAAACUUAGUCAUUUUAGCAUUGGGCUAAUAUGUUUCCGUGGCUAUGAUUUGAAUCGAAAAAUGUUCGAAGUGUUACGUCUGUUUGUCUGUGGAUCGAAUAAGCAGUGUGGAGCAAACACGAUUUUUUGAACCACGCUAUUGGAUAUUGGUCAGCAAAACCGGGUAAUCGAUCCUUGAUGUUAACACAUCUGAGAUGAACAGAGCUCGGGCCACAUUCCGACGAAUUGCUAAACUGUCCAAAUGGAUGAGUUGACAACGACUCUCGUAACUGGGUAGACGAAACGGGUCUCCCAUGGAAGGCUUCGGAGAGCGAAACGGAUCAACCUUCGUUGUACAGCUUCAAUUCUAUCCACACCGUUACAGUAGUAAGGAUUCCAGCGGCAGACGUGUGUUGUAGCUUUCCACUAUUCGGCGUGCCACCUUACGCGGAUAACAAGAGAGCGUGGAGCGGCGCAGCGUUGCAGGGUGAAGUUGCAGACGGCACAAGAUAAGUACAGUUCUGGAACCAGUCGUUGGCUUCAUUAGGUGCGUUCGAAGGCUUCGGCCAGACAUAUACCAGUUCGUUACCUGACAGAACAGUAACUUUCAUCCGACUGACCAGCCUGUGAAAUCGUAGUUUCCCGUUCGUACACGGAUAACAAGGGAGCGUGGAGCGAAUGAAUUUUAGUCACAUUGAUGUUCAUUAGACCUCGCAAUGCUAAGAGCAACUCGAUAUUGUGGUAGUUGGACAUUCCGUGAAAUACAAGUGGUCUCAAAACACUUUUAAGUUUGGGUUACGAUAUCUACAUACAAUACACACUGUGUCAUGCUUUAAUUGUAAAAAAUAUUCGUGGGAUGUAGUCUAUACUGCUGAUGAAGCCUCAGUGCACUACUAUAAUGUUUUUGGUACAUUCAUGGGGUAUUCCAGGUUUUCCAAACUACUUUGGAAUUAGGACCUUCAAGGUCUACAGGCUCUACUCUUGUUUCUGUUCACUCUAUCGGAAUAAUUCUUUCACGAUUGUGUCUGUUGCACCUCAUAAUACUGCGAGUAUCUCUAUGUGUUGCUAUUUGGGUGUCCAGUCCACUGGUAUUCAAAUGGACCCAAUGUAUUUUGAAGUAUGGGUCGCAAUAUCUGUAAACCUUAUGAUAUAUUUAUGCUCGUGGAAUAUAAUCUGCGCUACUUUUAGAGCCUCGGAGUGCAAUUCUGAUAACUUAGCAACAUUCACUUGGUGAUCUGGGUCAUUCAAAUUAUUCUGGAAUAAAGCCGCAAAUAAGGCCCGUUGAGAAAUAGUUAACUUUGAUGAAAGGGAAACUACGGAAAGAGGAUAGAGGAGCAGAGGACGUCACCAAAUUCAAGAAAAACUGGGUCAACCCAAGCAAAACCAUCGUCGGAACGGUUGUCCAAAACCUUAUGAAAAACACCAAGAAGAAAGUGUGAGAGGUAGCAAGAUCCUCGAAAAAUUAAAUAUACAAUGAUGUCAUGGGCUUUUCUCAUGGUCAAUAAACAAUGUAAUUGAAUUUAAUUUACAAAAUAAAUGAAACAUUUGGCGCUGUCCAUAAACUACGUAGACUUUUUUCGGCCAUCUCAGACCCCUCCUCCCUCCCUCGUAGACUUUUGUUCAUACAAAAUGAUUUUAAAUUUUUAAAACCUUUUUUUUCAGUGUAGGAAGAAGUUUUGUAUUUUUUUUUAAAUUAAAAAAAAAAACUUCAUAGAAUUACCAUACAACACUUUUUGUAGUUCUUGUCAUUUUUGAGUUACCUCGAUUUAAAAAAAAUUUAAAAAAAAUUAGGCCCUCUUCAAAAGUUACUCUUGAAAAAUUUCGAAAAAACAAAGUACGCAAAGUUGCUUAGAAACACCUAUAUGUUUAUGUUUAUAGUUACGGUUUAGUAAUUUUCUUAUUACCACAUGUUUUUGCAAAUUUAUUGAAAUAGCUGUUAUUGUAAAUCAUCAAUCAGCUGCCCGAAAAAAUAUCAAGAAUGACAUCGUAAAAAGGAAUUCACGAAAAAAGAGUCAUUCCCGUAGGUACACCUAGAGGAAUUCUCGGAUGAACUCCUAAACGAAUUUCCAAAAGAAUUCCCUGAUGAACUCUUAGAAGAACGUUUGGAGAAACUCUUGGAAGAAUUCCGGAAACAAAUCUUAGAAGAACUCUUAGAGAAAUUGCCGAAGGAACUCUCAGUAGAAUUCACGGAGAAACUCUUAUAAGAAUUCUCGGAGGAAACUCCGGCCAUUCUUUGUACAACUCCCAGAAAUAUUUUUAAAGCAACUAGUAAAGUAAUUGCCGGAGGAGCUUUCGGAGGAAUUUCCGGAGGAACUCCUAGAGAAAUUGCCGAAUAAAUUCGGAAAGGAAUUCAAGGAGGAACUCGCAGAGCAAUUACCAGAAGUAUUCUCAGAUGAGUUCCCGGAUGAACUUUUAAAUGAAUUCCCGGAGGUACUCCCAAAGAAAUUCCCGGAUAAACUCCCACAUAAAUUCCUGAGAGAAGGUCUAGAUAAAUUCUCGAUGGAACUUCUAGAAGAAUUCCCAAGAAAUUCGUGAAGAAAUUCCCGGAAGAAUUCGUAGAGGAAUUCCCGGGUGAACUCAGAUACUUCUAGAGAAAUUCCUGGGAGAACUCCUAGAGGAACGUUCGGGAAAACUCCUGAAUGAUUUCCUGGAAAUUUAGAGGAAUUUCAGGAAGAACUUCUAGAGGAACUUCCAGGGGAACUCUUAAAGGAAUUUUCGGAGGAAACUCCUGGAAUACCCAGUGUAACUUAUAGAAAAAAAAACCUAUAGAGCAACUCGUAGUGAAAUUGCCUGGACAACUUAUUGCUGGUAAAACUCAAGAAGGUGUUCUUGAAGAUAUUUGAAUUUCCGGAAAUACUCCUAGAGAAAUUUCCGGAAAAACUUUCAGAGAAAGUCACGAAGAAAUUCUUAGUGUAAUUCCCGAAAAAAAUAGUUAAGGAAUUUUCUUGGAGAAAAUCCUAGAGAAAUUCUCACAGGAGCGUCUAGAGGAAUGUUCGGAGAAACUUCUGGAAGAAUUCCUGGAAGAAAUUUUAAAGAAACUCCUGAAAGAAAUCCAGGGGGAACUGCUACAGAAAUUGUCGGAGAACUCCCAGAAGAAUUCCCGGAACAACUUUUAGACGAAUUACAGGAGAAGCUCCUAGAGGAAUUAUCGGAGGAAACUUCUGGUAUUUCCAGUGCAAUUUCUUUGAACUCUUGAAGGAAUUCCCGUGAACAUUCGUUAAGGAACUCCUGGAUGAACUCGUUGAAGAACUCGUGGAGGAAUCGCGGAGGGGCUCCUAGAGGAAUUGCCGGACGAGCUCCUAAAGGAAUUCCCAGGAAGAACUUCUACAGGAAUUCCCGGAGCAUUUCAGAAUACUCGGAGUAACUCUCAGAGGAAUUUCUAGAAGAAGUACUUAUUACAAAAAGUCCCAGUAAUACAUCUGUAGCAAUGCCCGGAGAAACUCCUAGAGGAUGUUUCGGAGGAAACCCUCAGAAUUCCCGAAGGACCUUCUAGAGUUCCCGGAGGAACUCCUAGCGGAAUUCUAGGUAAAACUGCUGGUAGUAUCCUCAAAAGAGUUGCUGGAGAAAUUUCAUCUCUUCUGGAGAUGAACACGACAAAAAACAUUUUCUUAAGAAUCACUAGCAUUUUCUUCAAUCUUCGGAAUCCCUAGAUUCCUUCUUCAGCCAUCGGUUAUCUUCAGGAACCUCCGGUAUUUUCUUGAACUCAAUUUAAUUCAAAGGGCUUUAACUUUCAAUACAUUGUUUACGCGACAUGCGAAGUUUAAAUACGAGUGGAACUGAGCGUAAUUUGACCUAUUUUAGCGUUUCAAAUUUUUAGAACUGUUAUAAAUUUUGAACAAAAAAAAAAAACCACCGCAGAAAACUGCUAUGUAUUCAGAUUUGGAGUCAUCUUGCUUGAAAUAUUUUUAUUCUUCAUCACUUAACUUAAUUUACAGCUCUAUUGUCCACUGGGGCACUACGUGAGCAAUUUCAAUGGACAGCUGCACUUACAUUUUUGUACAGCGCCUAGAUUCUAUUCUACUUUAUCGAACUGGUUGCCUUUCUGCUGCUUUCACUUUUUCUACUUUAUACAUAGUAGAAUGAUGAGCACAAUGAGGAUGAUGAAUGGCCGUUGUUCCUUUCCAGUCCGAUUGGGGGUCCAUUAUGAGUAGCAGUUCGCCGAUGUCCAGGUAUCCGGGUCCGUUUGAGCCAUGGGGCUCAGAAGUGGGUCAGUGUCAGUUGCUCUCGGGGGAAAAGCAACUGACGAAAAAUUGCAAGUGCCGGGGCUGGGAAUCAAACCAAUGACCAUCCGCAUAUGAAGCGAACGUGUGACCAACUACGCCACGGGCCCCGGCUUGCUUGAAAUAUUGUAAUGAAAUAAAUCAAGAAAAAAUUUAAUGUAUCAAUGCAUUUUCUGAGAUCGGCGUAGAAAAUUGGAGUUCGGCGGCGUGGCGCGGCGGCGCACACCUCUACUACCACCGCCAGCACCCUGCUAGUGCUGAAUAUAAAAAGCGAGAUUUUUUCAACGUGUUGUACACAAUACAACAGCGCGAUCGCUCGAGGGUUAAAUUAGUUGAACAAAAUUCUGUUACGUAGCUCCAUAGAGAUCCACUCGGUACUGGUUUUGCUGAAAUCAGUACGUCUAGAGCUACUUAUUUCUGUACUGAAGUCCUGGGGAACUAAAACCAAAGUUUUAGAUUUUUCCCAACGUUUCGACUCAUUUUAGAGUCUUCUUUAGGGUAUAUUUGUCAUGUGUAAUGGAACAUUUCGUGUUAGCCUCUAAUUCCAGUUAUUCUAUUACAUCUUAAACGAUCUUUUGCCAAAUGGCUUUGUGUCGUUUUCUUAACAAACGAUCACUUCUGAGUUUUAUGUUUGAUUCAAACCAGAACAUGUUUGGAUGAACAAUCUACUAACAUUUUUGCUGUAGUGCUUGAGAGACCUUCCUCUCGAAAGCGUUUGCUCCACAAGCCAUUAUGCAGCUACUUUUGUUAGUAGGUGUAGGGAGAUUUUGUUAGACGAUAAUUUGCAAUUGAUGAAAUGACAAUCAUACUAGUGUUUUGAUUUUCACCUGGUAUUCUUUUUAAUAAAUGCUGUUGUUAAUGUUCGAAUAAAAUCAUAUUUUUGCUGAUGAUGUCAUGAGUGCACCCUGGAAAGUGUCUGCCCUGUGUUGGUAUUGGUGUAGUACGUCUGAAAGGAACAAUAUGGAUAUGAAUAGAAUUUUAACAAUAAAACACAAGAAACCAUUGUUUUUCCUCGAAUUCCAAUUUUAAUUCAAUAACAUUUACCAAGUUCAUUGGAACCAAAUCUAAUUUAUAGAACAGCAUGCUUUUGCCUUCCAAUCUCCUGUCCGGGAAAGAACAUAUCAUACAAAACGGAAACAGACAGUAACUCACACACGCACGAAACGAGCGUCGCCCCGCUUCCUCAACCCUUGCCCUUGCUAUUGUUUGCCUAUAAGAGCUAAUGCGGGAGACGUCGUUUCGGCCGCGUUCUGCUCUACCUUGUCUCCUUUGGCUGAUUUAACCGUAAGUAAACUGUUAAUGGAAAGAAUUUGCUGUGUAAUGCCUAGUUAACUUUGCCCUACUAUUUAGUUUUUAUAAAGAGAACUGAAUCCUAAAACGCACGCGCACGCGCAUCCGGGGAUCCGGAUGGAACGAACGGCCAUUAUCAUCACACGAUUGGACACGACUGUACAAUAGAGCUCAUCGCACGCAUACACAUACGCACUUGCUUGUAUACCAUCGCUCUGCACUUACGUUAUUUAGUUUCUCCCGAUUACUCACGCACGCCGUGCUGCCGGACAGUCCGUAUGCCUGUCUCUGGUCGUUAAAUAUAAGGUUUUCCGCGGUAAAAUAAUAAAAAAACAAAA
This is a messenger RNA of Aedes albopictus (Asian tiger mosquito), 12352 nucleotides long. It is a transcript of the gene cry, whose product is annotated as cryptochrome-1. The transcript has 6 exons. Bases 215 to 1852 code for a protein of 545 amino acids. The record is from RefSeq and is a predicted model, not a curated record. Lineage: Eukaryota; Metazoa; Arthropoda; Insecta; Diptera; Culicidae. Gene Ontology annotation, biological process: circadian regulation of gene expression; entrainment of circadian clock by photoperiod. Gene Ontology annotation, cellular component: cytoplasm; nucleus. Gene Ontology annotation, molecular function: FAD binding; DNA binding.